AUGGGGAUGAAGGUUGUGAUGUGUGCAAAAGAGUAUUGGAAGACCCAAUUAACUACCAUUACUGUUCUAUUGCCUGCAAGGUGCAGGCAUUCUCAAGCAAGUCGGACAGCUCGGAACUGCCUUCUCUUACUGUCGGGGCGGAGAAGGAGAGAAGAGGUGAAAGCAGGCACCAGCAGGAAAAGGAAAGGAGUGCCUCACAGGGCACCACUACAGUUGAUUGUUGGACUCUAUGCCUUAGUGUUAUGA
Molecule: messenger RNA, 246 nt
Organism: Ilex paraguariensis (yerba mate)
Lineage: Eukaryota; Viridiplantae; Streptophyta; Magnoliopsida; Aquifoliales; Aquifoliaceae
Source: the annotation of a GenBank genome assembly